CAUAGCUUGGCCAGGUCCUCGCUUUUCACACUCCCUACAAAAGGCGCUGCGUGUUCAGUUCAUACCUACUUUAUCAGGCGCGGCAUUCUUUCCCGAUUGUAUAUAUACAAAAUUUCCAUCAUGCGACCUUUUGUAUCUUAUCUUGCUCUUGUCGCAGGUGCUUAUGCUCAGUCUUCAGGCUACACCGAUGCCAACACUGGCAUCACAUUCCAAGGAUAUGAAGAUACUACUGGCUUCAAGUAUGGCAUGGCGGUUCCAGUUACCCCAGCCACGGAUUUCAUUGGACAGAUGGUCGUUCCCUCAAAUGGCUCGGGGUACGGCGGUAUUUCGUUGACCGGAGAAAUGGUUGGCAGCUUGCUUAUUGUGGCAUGGCCUAACUCUGGUUCUGUUGUGGCCUCCCUUCGUGAGACCAGCGGAUAUACUUCUCCAGAAGCCUACACCAAUGCCAGCAUUUCUUUAAACCCAAUUGCAAAUGGUACUUUCGUGAACUCGACACACAUGUCUUAUACAUUCGUUUGCGCGGGUUGUAUUACUGGCGACUCUCUCUCGUUUUCAGCAAGCGCAACCGACCUUGUUGUGGGUUGGGCAAUGUCCGCAAAAUCUGUCACUAAUCCUUCAUCAUCUUCUGGAGCUACUUUUGUUUAUCAUGAAGCUGGAUAUGGCGAUUUUGGCCUCACCCUCACUGACGCUGAAUCAUCCUCUUAUGAUACUUGGGCAAGCAUGGCGACUCUUUCCAACACGACGUCCUCCAACACAACGACCUGUUCAUCUACCUCAACCAACACGACAGCCACUGUAUCGAACUCUACCUAUGAUUAUAUCAUUGCUGGCGCAGGACCUGCAGGCAUUAUUGUUGCUGAGCGGCUGGCUGAAACUGGCAAGUCUGUAUUGUUGCUCGAGAGAGGUGCGGCUUCUACUUAUGCAACCGGUGGUCGAAGUGUGGUGGACUGGAAUAGCACCGUCACUCAAUACGACGUACCUGCCAUGGACUAUUACCUCACAACAGCUUCAGAUACUAGCGAAUACUGUACCGAUGUUGCUAAUAUGGCAGGGUGCAUCCUCGGCGGUGGAACCAUGGUCAAUGCCAUGAUGUUUGUCAGACCUCAAGAACGUGACUUUGACGAUAAAUGGCCUACAGGAUGGAAAUGGUCUGAUGUCAGUUCUUCUGCUGAUCGUUUGUAUGAACGAAACCCUGGAACCACACUUUCUUCACUGGACGGAAAACGAUACGACCAGCAAGCUUUUACCACUCUUCAGACUUUUUUCAGCAAAGCAAUGGGGUUCUCUCAAGUCGAUGCCAUUCAGUCACCUAAUGCCAAGACAGCUGUCUACAGUUAUCCACCUUGGGAUGCCCAAGAUGGACUUCGAGCUGGACCAGUCAAAACCUAUCUGCCAUUGGCCAACGCAGUCUCCAACUUCAAGCUUAAGCUCAACACCAAGGUUUUUCGUGCAAUCCGAAGCAACUCCACCGUCACUGGUGUCGAAGUCGAGUCGUCCACCGGUGCCCGUCAAAUUAUCAACCUCAAUACUGGCGGAUCUGUCAUCCUGGCUGGAGGCUCAAUGUCGACCCCGAGAAUCUUGUACAAUAGCGGUAUCGGUCCCACCGACCAGAUUACCACUGUCCAAAAUGGAUGCGUCAGCGUCACUCUCCCUGCAGAAGACGAAUGGAUCAACCUUCCCGUCGGCCAAAAUCUCCGGGAUCACCCAAUCUUCACCUUAACCUUCAAUGCUACCUCAAUCAACGAUACCUUGGUCUCCACAGACUUCACCUCGCCUAGCCAAACAAAUAUUGACCUAUUUGCACAAGGCAGCGGGCCCCUCGCUCAAUCUGGACAACGCUUCAACUUUUGGACAAGCCUCAACAGCACCAAUGGCACUCGCUUCUUCCAAGGAACGUGUUCGUCAACUGCUGACGGAUCCGUUCGUAUAAAGCUCUACCUUACUCAUGGACUUACCUCCACUGGCGUUCUGGGCAUAGAUUCCAAUGGUGCAACAGAAUUCACCACAGAUCCAUGGAUGAACACCGAUGCCGAUAAAGCAGCUGUGAUUUCAAUGAUCGACACCAUUUUCGCCGCUGCUCGCAACUCUUCAAUCAUCAUUCCGUCGGAUGCUAGCCAAACUGGAGCCUCAAUUGUUAAUGCAAAUUCGUAUACUCAAGGCGAUCAUUUCGUCGGAACUACGAUCAUCGGUGAAACAAAUGACGGAACUAGCGUGGUGGACACGAACACCAAGGUUUGGGGCAUGGACAAUUUGUUCGUGGUCGAUGCUUCUAUUCAUCCCGACCUGCCAACAGGAAAUACGCAAGCUAUUGUUAUGGUUGUUGCUGAGCAUGCUGCGGCUAAGAUCGUUGCGUUGGCAAGCGGUGGUUUGAACUCGACUGGUUCUGUGACCAGUGGCGUGGCUCCAUUCGCGAACAAUACUACGCCUGCGGUUGGUGGAGAUGACGACGAUGACGAUGCCUGUGAGUGAGAAUGAGAGGAGUCUAGGACUGGAAUGGAGGAAGAUGGUUUGUACGGAUUAAAUUCUUGUAUAUAUUU
Mollisia scopiformis is the source of this 2537-nucleotide messenger RNA. RefSeq names its product FAD/NAD(P)-binding domain-containing protein. The coding region runs from base 121 to 2469 and encodes 782 amino acids. The record is from RefSeq and is a predicted model, not a curated record. NCBI's taxonomy places the organism in Eukaryota, Fungi, Ascomycota, Leotiomycetes, Helotiales, Mollisiaceae. The transcript is spliced from 3 exons. Gene Ontology annotation, molecular function: flavin adenine dinucleotide binding; oxidoreductase activity, acting on CH-OH group of donors.